Messenger RNA from Canariomyces notabilis, 3155 nucleotides. RefSeq lists its product as uncharacterized. Gene Ontology annotation, biological process: peroxisome fission; mitochondrial fission. The coding region runs from base 391 to 2802 and encodes 803 amino acids. The transcript is spliced from 4 exons. Gene Ontology annotation, molecular function: microtubule binding; GTP binding; GTPase activity. The record is from RefSeq and is a predicted model, not a curated record. NCBI's taxonomy places the organism in Eukaryota, Fungi, Ascomycota, Sordariomycetes, Sordariales, Chaetomiaceae. Gene Ontology annotation, cellular component: cytoplasm; membrane; microtubule.
ACAGCGGGAUGGGACCCCGGCUCACUCAGACGCGCUUGUUUGCAUGACGGCAACUCCACUGGAUCGACGGUCUAAUCUGUACACUAGAUUUUAUCUCGAGUUUGCAAGGUGCUGACCAUCACGACAUACUCAAAUCCGUCCUUGUAUCAGCCCGUUGCCCUUUUUCUCCAAAGACACGGCCAGGAGUCGGCUGCGUUGUAUUCUCGACGGCCGGUCCUCCUUUUCUUCGUCUGUCGCAUCGGCCACAGUUCCAAGGUUGUGGAGCUCAAAACCUGAAACUGUCGACGCUUGGUCGCUGCGCUCAAAAAAACCGCCGGAUUGCUGGCGCAUCCUUCCACUUCGUCAUCGACACGGCGUUAGAGGCCCUCGCAGCUUUGCACGACCGCCGCCAUGGCUGCCCUCGGUGAUGACUUGCUUGCGACCGUCAACAAGCUGCAGGAUCUAGUUUUCAACACUAUUGGAAAUGAUUCCCUGGAUCUCCCGCAAAUUGUAGUUGUUGGCUCCCAAUCCGCGGGCAAGUCCUCGGUACUCGAGAACAUUGUCGGUCGAGAUUUCCUCCCCCGCGGCAGCGGCAUCGUUACUCGAAGACCCCUCAUUCUGCAGCUAAUCAAUGUUCCCGAAGACGACCCGGAAGAUGUAGUGAAUGUUGGCUACCGGAAUCCCAACCAGGCUGCCCGCAAUGAAUGGGCCGAGUUCCAUCAUAUCCCGAAUCGGAGGUUCAACGACUUUGGUGAUGUCAAGCGGGAAAUCGAGAACGAAACAGCAAGAGUCGCCGGCACCAACAAGGGCAUUAACCGCCAGCCUAUCAAUCUCAAAAUCUUCUCUCCCCAUGUCCUGAACCUGACUUUGGUCGAUCUGCCGGGACUCACAAAGGUGCCCAUCGGAGACCAGCCGACCGACAUCGAGAAGCAGACGCGAAAUCUCAUAUCUGAAUACAUUGCGAAGCCCAACAGCAUCAUUUUGGCUGUGUCUCCUGCUAACGUCGACAUUGUUAACUCCGAGGCCCUCAAGCUCGCGAGGCAUGUCGACCCCCUGGGGCGGAGGACCAUCGGCGUGCUCACAAAAGUCGACCUGAUGGACCAUGGCACGAACGCACUUGAUAUCCUCUCGGGCCGCGUGUAUCCACUGAAGCUGGGUUGGAUCGGAGUGGUGAACCGGUCGCAGCAGGAUAUUCAAGGGAAUAAGCCCAUGGAGGAUGCUUUGAAGUCCGAAGCAGAGUUCUUCAGGCAUCAUCCGGCCUACAGGAACAUUGCGAGCCGCUGCGGCACUCAAUUCCUGGCCAAAACUCUAAACACAACUCUGAUGGCUCACAUCCGAGAUCGCCUUCCCGAUAUCAAGGCCCGGUUGAACACCCUCAUGGGCCAAACCCAGCAAGAACUGGCAAGCUACGGGGACAUGCAUUUCAGCGGCAAGGAACAUAGAGGAUCGCUUAUUCUGCAGCUUAUGACGCGCUUCGCGACGUCCUUCAUCUCGUCCAUCGACGGCACUUCGACCGAGAUCUCGACCAAAGAGCUCUGCGGCGGCGCCCGCAUCUACUACAUCUUCAACUCUGUUUUUGGGAGCUCGCUGGAAUCUAUCGACCCUACUUCUAACCUCUCAGCCCUUGAUAUCCGGACUGCGAUCCGCAACUCUACGGGCCCUCGACCCAGUCUGUUUGUGCCCGAGAUGGCCUUUGACCUGCUGGUCAAGCCGCAGAUCAAGCUUCUCGAGAUGCCCAGCCAACGCUGUGUCGAACUCGUCUACGAGGAACUCAUCAAAAUAUGCCAUACCUGCGGCUCUACUGAGCUCCACCGCUUCCCCAGGCUUCAGGCCAAGCUCAUAGAGGUCGUCUCUGAUCUACUACGGGAACGACUUGGCCCCGCAUCAGCCUACGUCGAGUCGCUGAUUGCGAUUCAGCGGGCGUAUAUUAAUACCAAUCAUCCGAACUUUCUCGGUGCCGCUGCAGCCAUGAGCCACGUUGUCACUAACAAGCAAGAGAGGGAGAGGAAGCGCCUGAUCCAAGAAGAGCGAGAACGGCGGGAGCGGAGACGGAUGAAGGAGCUUGGUGCUAACGGGGGCGCAGAUACUCCGGCCGAGGAGGAGGAUGAAGCGGCGGCGACGGAGAAGGCAGAGUCUCUCCCCGUGCGAAAAAUCGCCGGAAAGGGGCCCCGCAGUCUUUCGCCGGCAGUUCACGAGAGUGUCAACGCCUCCAGUGGCAUAGCCGCGACUCUCAACGGAAAUCGCUCAGCGUCACCUUCUCGGCUACAUGGGCAGGCCUUGGGGAGCGCGAAGGACUCAUUCCUAAACUAUUUCUUUGGCAAGGAUGGUGCCCUCGUCCCCGGCGCCGCCCCUCCUCCUAAUGCAAACAUGACUCGCCACGUGAGCCAUUCGGUGGAGCCAACAUUCAGUCAGAGCAUCAGACGGACAGACGACAAGGCGUUACGGUCUCCUAUCCAAAGCCUACGGGGUGACGACGGCAUGGACUUUGCGCAAGGCCCGAAGAUGGAUGCGGCUAGCAACAGUGAACUUGCCAUGACCGACCGCGAGGCCAUGGAGACGGAGUUAAUUCGAGCGCUGAUCAGCUCUUACUUCAACAUUGUGCGCGAGAGCAUCGCGGACCAGGUGCCCAAAGCUAUCAUGCACCUCCUUGUCAACCACUGCAAGGACGUUGUGCAAAACCGUCUGGUCAGCGAGCUGUACAAGGAGUCCCUCUUUGAAGAGCUCCUGUAUGAGGACGAUGCAGUCAAAAAGGAGCGGGAAAAGUGCGAGAAACUCCUUCAGACCUACAGGGAGGCAGCCAAGAUCAUUGGCGAGGUCGUAUAACCGCUGUCCCGGCGCUGUUGUGUGUAUAGGAGUGUAAAGAGGAAGAAGGACAGCAGUGUAUGUUGACCGGUGUUUUGGGGCCGCUGGGUUACGUUGCUCGGAUUAUGUAUCCCUCUUAGACAGGUGUUUUGAUCUUGAGAGUUCAGGACAGCAAACGCGGGACGGAGCAGAAGAGACUUGAGCAGGACGGCGGAAUCGCACUCGUUCCCUUGGCGCCAUUGGGGGUGGGAUGACAGAUAGGGAGUCGUCUCAACUCUAAUUUCUUGUAUGUGUACAUAUAUAUACAUAAAGGUCUUCCGGUUGGAACAAAUGGUCUCUUUGAGUAAGGUCUAAUAUCUGACCCCUUUACAAAC